CUUGUGCAACUGGUAGCCGGCAGAACACCACCUUGCUCUCCCCCCCCCCUCCGCCCCGCCCUGUGCAUUGGUAGACCAAGGUUUACAUCCGCUAGCUCUCCAUCUCUCUUCCUCUCUUCUUCUCCCCCUCUCUCUCUCCUCGUUGCUCUGUGCUUGAAUGGCCAUACGCCCGGCAUUCGCAUCCUCCAACGUGUCGUCCAUUUCGUCACGUUCUCGAUCACGAAGGCCAAACAAGAGCACAAGAACCUCGCUGCGAAGAACCACCACAUCCGUUUUAGAGGCUACAAGUAGGCUCUCUGUGGCGCCCCUUGGCUGCUGAGGUGCCUCAUCUCAUUUUCGCUACUCUAAUCGCCGCAGAUCGCCGUCCAGAGCCCUGCAAAGCCACCCGCUUGCCGCCGACUCUCGAUGACCACUUUAAGAACGCCGCCAAGUCGUGCCCCUACCGCCGCCGGUGCCGGGCCUGCCGCUGCUGCUGCGCCUUCCGCCACGGAACAGGUUGCCGAUGCAACAUCUGAUGAUGAAGCAUCGACAAGAUUAAGCUCACGCCCGUCAUCGGCUUUAGCGCCAGCGCCGUCGCUGGCGGUGGCGAGACAGCGGCUGGUGUGCGGCCAUGUCGGAUGCGAGUUCAGCUGCGAGAGCAAGGCUCGACUCAACUCGCACCAGCGGGCGUUCAACUCGCACACGGAGCACUUUGAUGGGCACAAGGAGUCGUGCGCGCUCUGCCUCGCCAUGCUCGAGUGUGGCGAGUGGACAGACUUGAGCGUGUACGAGGAGCGGUACACCAGCUGGGAUCCGCGCCCACUUAGCGUGGUGGUUGAGCCGACGGCUCGUGCCGAGCGCACGCCGCGGUCAGCGCCGCCGUCGGCAGGCACCAGCGCGAGCCUCGCCGCGACGCCGCCGCCUGGGGCGGCACGACCUGCCUCGGCCUCGCCGCGUCGGUUUGCGUCGGAACUGUGGGCGGCUACGGCUCCUGAGCGCCGCUCGCCGCAGGGCUCAGCCUCGCCGACCGCGCCGGCGUCCCCGCCACCGACACUCGCUGAAGGCUCGGCCUCGGGAUCGAGCUCGGGCUCUGGCUCGGCCUCGGGCGACGGAUCGAUCGACUUUUUCCAGUGCUCGCAUGACGGAUGCCGCUGGCGGUCGCGGGCGCAGGGCGACAACGACAAGCGGGCGUCGGUGGCCAAGCACGAAAAGUCGGUUGUCAAGCACCGAAGCCACUUUGAGGAGUGCGCCGCCGAGUGCCUCUGCUGCCAGACCCUGCUCCAGACCGGCGUCUGGCGGGUCAUCGACGGCGCGCUCCUCGACGUCACACUCCGCAAGCACCGCAGCCUGGUCGACGCCGUCGAUGCCGGACGGGGUGCCAAGCGGGCCAAACUGCUGUCGGGAGCAGCGGGAGGCGUUGGCCAAGAGCUGCAGCCACGGCAGCUUGCCUGAGUGGCCUGUCGGCAAGAGGCAAAACGGAGGCAAGCGCUUUACAUGCGGAUGGAGGCCAGGAGCGAGUGGUAGAGCUUCUGGUAAAGCCACGACUCACCCGAGAUGCGCUUAAAGUUGAUGCAGUGCAACUCAAGGCGCGGGAGGCGGAGGAUUUCGACCUCAAA
Thecamonas trahens ATCC 50062 is the source of this 1595-nucleotide messenger RNA. RefSeq lists its product as uncharacterized. The transcript has a single exon. The record is from RefSeq and is a predicted model, not a curated record. Lineage: Eukaryota; Apusomonadida; Apusomonadidae. The coding region runs from base 406 to 1431 and encodes 341 amino acids.